UGUUUGUAGUGAAGUAGAGGAGGUGCCAGUUGUUUGAUAUUUCAGUACUGUAUAUAAAGGCAUGGAAUUCUUCACCUCUCAUCUUCUACUUUCCUACAGCUAUUAGCUGCUCUUGGGACUGAUCUCUCCUUUCACUGUUAACUGAAGGACUCUAACUUUCUGGAAAUACGUAUAAAAUUAUACCAUGCCAGAACCCACCACCAAAACUGCUUCGGCGUUUACAAAGGUACCGAAGAGUAUUGAAGUAACCGUUGGCAGUGUAGCAGAAUUCUCCGCUGAAACUGCCAAGGUAGGAGCCGACGUCAAAUGGCAGAAAGAUGGUGAAGACAUCCAAUCAGGUGAAAAAUACACCAUCCGAGCAAAGGACACACAACAUACACUGACAGUCAAUGAGGUAACUCCAAACGACGAAGCAGUGUAUUCUGUUAUAUGUGGGACAUCCAAAAUACACUUUGAUCUCAAAAUCUUUCAUCCAGAAUUAACUGCUCCAUCCCCAAUUCCAAAAGAAUUAACUGCCCCAUCCCCAAUUCCAAAAGGAAAGAAAAAAAGUGAAUCUGUGGUUAUACUACCACCACCAUCAUCAGGAGAGAAGGAAGAAGACGACUCAAGGAAGAUGAUGCCAACUCCACCACAGGAAGAAAUGGAAGUCAAUGAAUCAGGGAAUAUCUCCUCACCAUCGCCACACCCAGAAGAUGGAGAAGAAGGAAGUGGCCUGCCAACAGAUGACAGUCUUCCAGACUCUGCAAAAGGCAGAAAAGAUUCAGUAUGGUCUGUUGGUGAGGGGUCUACCGAUGAGAUCGAUAAACAUGAUGAAUCACAGCGAUCUACAUUAUUUAUUGAAAAGCCACAAUCCACCGUGAUUAAUGUUGGUGGAGAUGUUAUAUUUACAGCCAAGGUAGAAGCCAAAGAUCUUCUUCGGAAGCCAACAGUUAAAUGGUUCAAGGGUAAAUGGAUGGAUCUGGCAAGCAAAGCUGGGAAACACUUGCAAUUAAAAGAACUAUAUGAUCGUAAUGCAAAGAUCUUUACAUUUGAGAUGCAUAUCAUCAAAGCCAAAGAGAACUAUGGAGGAAAUUACCGUUGUGAAGUAACAUACAAAGAUAAAUUUGACAGUUGCACUUUUGAUCUGGAGGUUCUUGAAUCUCCUGCAACUCCUCAGCCAAUAGACAUUCGAUCAGCUUUCAAAAGAAGUGGUGAAGGACAAGAUGAUGCAGGAGAACUUGACUUCAGUGGUCUUCUUAAACACAGGGAGGUAAAACAAGAGGAUACAGGCCCAGACAUUGAUGUGUGGGAACUGCUGAAGGCAGCACAGCCCAGUGAAUAUGAAAAGAUUGCAUUCCAGUACGGUAUUACUGACUUGAGGGGUAUGCUUAAACGACUAAAACGCAUAAAGAGAGAAGAAAAGAAGAGUGCAGCUUUUGCCAAGGUGCUGGACCCUGCAUACCAGGUGGAUAAAGGUGGAAGAAUUAAACUGAUUGUGGAUCUGGCAGACCCAACUGUGGAUCUGAAAUGGUACAAAAAUGGGCAAGAGAUUCGACCCAGCACAAAUCGGAAGUUUAUUUUUGAGCACAAAGGAACUCAACGCAUGCUCGUCAUAAAUAACUGCACCUUGAAUGAUGACGCUGCCUAUCAAGUAAGAGCAGGAGAUGAAAAGUGCCAGACAGAACUGUUUGUAAGAGAGCUUCCAGUUACGAUAACAAAGGAGUUACAAGAUACCUCAACAUAUGUUGGUGAAAGAUUUGAACUUGAAUGUGAAGUUUCAGAAGAGGGGGCCAAUGUGAAAUGGUUUAAGAAUGGUGUUGAACUAGAGAAUGGGGUCCGAGCUAGACACCGAAUUAAAGAAGAUGGCCUGAAACAUUACCUGUAUAUAGACGAUGCGACCAAAGCGGACUCAGGGACAUACUCAGUGAUGACUACUGGUGGAACUUCUAAGGCUGAAAUUAAAGUUGACCUGAGACCAUUAAGGAUAAUACAGCCUCUGACUGAUAUGACAGUAAAGUUGGGUGAUGAGAUCAAUCUCAAGUGUGAAAUUUCAGAAAAUAUAUCAGGACGAUGGUACAAGAAUGCCCAAAUCAUACAGUCUAGUGACCGCGUAAAGAUGUACCAUAAAGGAAGAAUCCAUAGGCUGAUAAUAAUGAAUUCCCUAGUAGAUGAUGAAGGUGAUUACACAUUUGUUCCUGAAGCUUAUGCCAUAACCCUGUCUGCUAAAGUUCAUGUAAUAGAUCCACCAAAAAUUCAUCUAGACUUUCUUAAGUCAGUUGACUACACUGUGACUGUAGUCUCUGGAAAUAAACUAAGAUUAGAAAUCCCAGUUUCAGGGGAACCUGCUCCAAAAGUUGUAUGGAAGAGAGGAGAUAAGGUCAUUACAGACAGCGGUGGACGAAUAAGAGCCGAGUCGCACCCUGAUCACAGCAGUCUAAUAAUUGACUGUGCUGAGAGAGAUGAUUCAGGCAACUAUUCAAUCAUGGUGAUGAACGAGGCUGGCUUAGAUUCUGCAGUGAUAAAAAUAAAAGUGGUCGAUGUGCCAGACCCUCCUGAAGCACCACUUGUAACUGAAGUGGGUGAAGACUGGUGCAUCAUGAACUGGGAGCCUCCAAAAUAUGAUGGUGGAUCACCUAUUUUAGGAUACUUCAUUGAAAGAAAAAAGAAACAAAGUUCCAGAUGGAUGAGACUAAACUUUGACCUUUGUAGAGAACAUACAUUUGAGCCCAAGAAAAUGAUUGAAGGAGUAGCAUAUGAAGUUCGUGUUUUUGCUGUCAAUGCAAUUGGAACUUCCAAACCAAGCAUGCCAUCCAAAGCUUUUAUUCCCUUAGCUGUAACCAGUGAACCAACACUUCUGGCAGUUGAUGAUGUCACUGAUACCACGGUAACCAUGAAGUGGCGACCUCCAGACCAUAUUGGUGCUGCAGGACUUGAUGGAUAUGUGAUAGAAUAUUGUUUUGAAGCAGGUACUGUUCCAGAUUCUGAUUCAGAUUCCGCUUGGACUCCCAUAAUCACAGAUGCAGCGCAGUUCAGAAAUUUAGGAGCACUGACAGAUUCGAAUGAAGCAGCAAAACUCACUGACAGUAACGUGGAUAAGUCAGCUGAGGUGGAUGCAUCAGCUGCAGUGCAGCCAGGUACAGUCGCAGCUCCUCCCUCUUCAGGAAAAACAACCCCGACUAAGGAUGCAUCUGUGGCCUCAGAAACUAAAGAAGUCCCAGACUCCUCAAAGGCAGGAGGAGAAAGUGCAGCUCAGAAAGGGAAAGCGCUCACUGGCAAGCAGGACAAACCUGUUCUCCCUGGCAAAGUGGAAAAUAUUACACCAGCAGGGAUAGCAGGGGGGCAGCCAGUGAGCCAAACUGAGCAAGCUAAGGCCACAGCAGAGCCUACACUAUCAAAAGAUAUUCAAAUCACACAAGAUAACAGAGGUGUGGAUGCAGCCAGCGAGCAGAAAGAAAGCAAAGAUGCAGUGACUACACCAACUGAAGUUGCUAGACCGUCAGAGAGGUGGACUGUAGCUAAUCCUGAUCUGACAGAUAAGACACGAUUCACUAUUCCUAAUCUGCCUACUGGUGCAAAAAUUUUUGUGAGAGUUAAAGCAGUGAACGCAGCUGGUGCAAGUUCGCCCAGACUCCAUCCUCAGCCGAUUUUAGUCAAGGAAGUUGUAGAACCACCAAAGAUUCGUCUUCCAAGACAUCUCAAGCAAACGUAUAUUCGAAGGGUUGGAGAAACUGUGAAUCUUGUUAUACCUUUCCAGGGUAAACCAAGGCCGAAAGUCAUCUGGAAAAAGGACGGUGUCCUCGUAGAUGUAAGCCAGGUCAGCAUCCGAAACAGUGAGUGUGACACAAUCAUAUUCAUCAGGAAAGCAGCAAGGGGUCACUCUGGAAAGUAUGAGCUAACAGUGCAAGUGGACACCUUAGAAGACAAAGCUACAAUAGACAUCCAGAUAGUAGAUCGUCCUGGGCCCCCUCAGGUUGUACAGAUCGUGCAGGUGUGGGGAGAGAAUGCUGCUCUGGAAUGGAAGCCACCAAAAGAUAAUGGGAACGCAGCCAUUACUGGUUACACAAUUCAGAAAGCUGACAAAAAGACAAUGGAAUGGUUCACUGUUAUUGAACACUACCAAAGGACAAGUAUAACUAUUCCAGACCUAAUUAUUGGAAAUGAAUAUUACUUCCGUGCUUUCUCUGAAAACAUGUGUGGCCUCAGCGAGAAUGCCACGGUAACCAAGAACUGUGCCAAGAUUGAAAAAGAAGGUACACCAUACAAAAAUCCAAUUUACAAAGAAUUUGAUUUUUCAGAAGCACCUCAGUUCACCCACCCUUUGAUCAGCACAAUAGCUGUGGCCGGUUAUAAUGCAACACUAAACUGCAGUGUCCGGGGAAAUCCUAAGCCCAAAAUAUACUGGUUCAAGAACAGAGUACUUAUAACAGAUGACCCAAGAUACAGAACAUUCAACAGUCAGGGAGUCUGCACACUGGAAAUUCGCAAACCUAGCCCAUACGAUGGUGGGAUAUAUUCCUGUAAAGCAGAAAAUGAUCUUGGGUCAACAGAAGUUGAAUGCAAACUAGAGGUUAAAGUUACACAAUAAGGAUUUAUGAGUGUAUAUUUCAUCAAAGGUGGCAUAACCUACUAUGAACUUUUGAUGCAGGGAGUACCUGAAAGUGCGAUUCAAUCAUAUAUGCGUGGAAUAAAAGUGAAUGAAACUGAGAAAAAAUAAUAUUUUCCUAGGGCACUUUAAUGCAUUUGCAUCAAAAUAAUUAACUAGAAUUAUUCUCCAUUUAAAUUACUGCAUUAACCACGCAGGAAGGCGAUAGAAAUUUCUUCUUGCAUUAUCAAGGACAAGAUAUGCAAGUGGAUUGCCUAUGCUGAUUGAGAGAAUAAAUCACAGUCUGCAAAUAUAAUCCAGUAUGGUACAAAGUUUGCCUUAAAUUUUGAAAAAGAGAAAUAGAGACUGUAAAAUAAGUAUAGUACAUCAUGUGAUCAUUUCUGUUAACAAUGAAUCGUCUGUUUAUUUUAGAAACCAGCAAUUAAAACUGAAUUAGCUAACAGUAUUGUGUCUUUUUGAUGUGUGAUUAAUUUCAACAGGAUCGGCAAACUGUACAGUAAAUUAACAUGCAUAUUAGUCAUGUACUAUUAAAUACAGUUAUAGUAGCUGAAAACAAAGAGUAACUACUAUUGUUCAUUCAGUUUCAACAAAGCAGAUACUUCUAAUUAUGUCACCAUUUAGUAAAACUAUACAGUUGACUAACAGAUCUGAUGAGCAGCGUUUACAUAAACAAUGGCCAUAUAAACAAUAACGUUGUUAAAUAUAGUAACCAAUUAUAAAUGAGUCAGACCUGCAUAAAUUGCAAACUUUAUAGAAAAGCUAUAGCUUGAAAUCAUCAACUGGUCCACUGCAGGGUAUUUAUUUCCACAAUACUAUUUCCUUUAUUUGUAUGACCUAAUUUUAAUAGAUUUAUUAUAUAUCUUAGACAACUAACAAUACCUAGGUAUACUGUUUCACAUAAUGUUUCAACAAGGUAAAUAUUAUUUCAUUACAUAGCCAUACUACCAAAGCUUUUCACUGAAAAUUGAAAAACUACCAGAAGAUUUGUGAUAUUCAUGUGUAUUUGUUUAUUUAUAUGUUAGCUGAGCCGUCACUGUUUCUGCCUUGCAGCUCCAGAGAUCCGGUUCAGAUCUGAUUUUUGGUUAUGUUCUGUAUGAAAUAUGUGUGUUCUAUUCAUGUCUUUGUGUGUGUGUGUGUGUGUGUGUGUGUGUGUGUGUGUGUGUGUGUGUGUGUGUGUGUGUGUGUGUGUAUGUUUCAGCUAUUAUAGUUUCUUCCUGCCUUUCAACAGCAUGUUGGUUGAAUUGGUUACUCUAAAAAUGUCUAUUAAACCUUACUGCCCUUAACCUUACCCUUGCUGCAUGGGACAUGGGAGAAAUGCAUUCACAACAGACUAGUUCAUUUACCUUUGUUAGAAAACUGAGGCAUCGGAAACUGAUAUAUGUUAUGGUCACUCCACCCAUAUCUCUGUGCCGUCUGAGUAAAUAAAACAGAAAGAAAAGUAGUUGCCUGUAUUACACUGAAAUAGUAUACUAGAAUUAGUAUGAAAAUGAUGACUAAAUGUUAGUCAGCGAUAAUCUGAUGUCAUAAACAGAGUUCUGGAACAGGUGACCUUCAAUGGGUGGGCACAGAGGUGAUUUUUUAUUGCUAUAUUCUGAAGAAAACAAUGUUCCCUUUGCUGUCUUAUCGGCUUUGCACUCAAAGAUGUAUGCAUAGCACUUUAAAAAACAUGAAUACUUCAAAUAGUUCAGUACAAAAAAUGUAAAUGGUUUGUAUAUGUGUUACAUCCAAAAGUGGUGCACUGGUGAAUUCUGAGCUAUGAACAUUAACUGAGAGCUUAAUAUUUUAAUUAUUUGAAACAAGAGAGACAGUGAAAGCCCUGUAUGACCCUUUUCUUUUCUAUCAAAAGAAUAUUAACAUUGAAUUCCCUUUCAAUCCAUUUGAUUCAAUUCUAGUACUGUUAUGUAGUCUGAUGCUCUGUCAAUGGUAAAAGUCCCAUUAUCGGUGUCAUUUUAUAAUGUUUAAAGCCUCUGUACUUUGCCUGUGUCUUUUAUAUUUAACUGGCAGCUUGAUGCUUUAAUUAACCCAGGGAUGGUCAUCCCAUUUCCUUAGUUUUUUGGCCUGUUAUUUUCCAAGAUGCCAGAAAGACCAAUUUCCAUAUUUACAUAUCACUGUUCAGCAAAGAUAUAUCUUCUUCAUCCGAUUCAUUUCUCUGAAUAACUUUCACCUAAUUGUCAGUGUUGUCAAACUAUCAUUGUACUUGAAAAAGAAAUCUCAACUGAACUAGAUUUUAAAUAGUACUUAUUACAUUACCGUGUAUAUAUUAUAAAAGGUAGUUGUAAAAACAUAUUAGGAUCCCCAGAUAUAACACAGCUGCUGAUCUUAUGCUAAAUGUUUAUGAUUAAUGUGAUUUAUGAAAAUAGUUACUACUCAUUGUCAGAAAAUAUCUUUAUGGAGCUUUAUAAAAAGUGUUCCCUUAAAAUGCAAUAGUUUAUGUUUUGUUUAAAUACUUGCAUAUUUUUAAACCAUUAGUCUGAAAAGUGACAUGUAAUUUAUUGUCAUAAUUGUAGAACCAAAAACCAAUACUACCCCCCCCCCCCCCCCCCCCAAUUAUGGAACACUGCACCAUGUAACAGCAUAACUGUACAAACUAAGAAAUCCAAGCUACCUACAAAUCUCUGAAUGAUGAAUUUUGGGUUGCAUUAUUAUUUUGCAGUUGUCAUGUAGUGUUACUCAAGUAACAGACAAAGAGCACAUGAUGUAUAUUAUGAAAUAGUAAGUUAUAUUUAUAAGAGAAUUGCUCUGCAGUGUAACAUUACUUAGAGAUGGAUCAGAUUCAGAGUGAAAGCAAACUUAUAAAUGUGUGAACCUGUAAUAAGAAUGUUUAUUAAUGAUUUAAAAGGAGAACAGUUAUGUAGAUGGUUAAUAUGCAGAUUGCUUAAAAGGUUUAUGCAUGUAAUGUCAUGAGUAUUGUAAGUCAAAAGGAGCAGAAGAGAUGUAGCAAAUGUGCUUUUUCUUUAAAAGUCACAUGGAUAUAGAAAUUAAGGAGAUAAUAGGCAAAGACUAAAACCAAGGUAUCUUUUAGCAGUAUCCUAAUUCCCAAAAUACAGAUGUAUUUUUAAAAAGCAAAACAGCACCUUACUUAAAGCAUUGCAGAAAAGAUAAAUAUCUUCUAGUCAGACUUAAGCUAAUUGCAUGUUUAUGUUAUUUGCCAUAGUUUUAUAGCCUCUGUUCUGAAAAGGUAUUAAAACAGGGAAGUCAACAAAUCGAGUAUAUCUGAAAAUCUGAUUUUUUGCAGAAAAGUUGUUUUAUCCAUUUCUGAUAUAAUUUAUCUAAUAUUUUUAUAUCAAAUAUUAUGAAGGACAGUUUUGUAAUCAUAGAUUUAUGCAAGUAAGGGCAGCUGAUCAGCUUACAUAAUAUAUCAAAAUAUAGUGGCUUUGAUACAGAACCACAAACACAGAUUGCUUUUUGGGAAUUCUGUGCAUUCUUUGGAAAGUGCAUCAGUAAUAAAAGUUAUGUUUAGAUGAGAGAUAAACUCCAAGAUUAUUUUUUAAUAACCUAGUUAAACAAGCUGCCAGUGUCAAGAUAUUUUUGUGUUUUUGUUCAGAUAAAUCAUCAGAAGUCUUUUAAAAUAUAUAAUUCAGAAAAAUGUUUUGCAUGUGAUUAUAUGAUCAUAAAACAUGAAAAAGAGAAAGAGAUGUGCUGUAACUUUGAAUUUUCUUAUAUAUUUAUUUUAUACUGUACCUAUUUAUAUAUACAUUCACAAAUGUAGAGCAAUUCAUUCUCUUCUUGAUUUCAUCAUUAAUCAGAAGUCUAAGAUAAAUGUUUAAUACCAUGAAAUGCUGUUUAAUUCAUGAAGUAUGUAUACAUAUUAAAAUAUGUUUAACUUGUUGCAGUGUGAUCACAGAUUGGUUUGAUAAAAUACUAAGGCUUGUCAGAUACUAGCUAUAUGGUAACUAAACAACUUGAUUUUUUGUUUAAGGUCUCCUUUGCCAAAGAUAGCAUAUCAGAAUUACAACACCAUAAAUGUGACCUCAAACCUUGACAGAAAAGGGCAAGUGCUGGUCAAUGCUGAAAUGGCCAGUAACUGUUAAAACUAAAAGAUGAAUUUUAAUAAAUGUGUGGAAUAAAGUUCAGUUUAUAGUGCUUCUAUAAUUGUGCAUAAAAAGCCCAUGUUUGCAUUGUGACAACAAAUUAUAAAAUAAAAUCUAAUAAAUCCAA
Protopterus annectens (West African lungfish) is the source of this 8740-nucleotide messenger RNA. It is a transcript of the gene MYBPC1, whose product is annotated as myosin binding protein C1. NCBI's taxonomy places the organism in Eukaryota, Metazoa, Chordata, Ceratodontiformes, Protopteridae. The coding region runs from base 185 to 4564 and encodes 1459 amino acids. The transcript has 38 exons. The record is from RefSeq and is a predicted model, not a curated record. Gene Ontology annotation, molecular function: protein binding.